CACGUCACCGUUGCUAUGGCGACCGCGGGAGAGGCAGCGGCGCUGGUGCUGGUGGCCGUGCUGUGGGGCAGCACCGGGCCGUUCCUGCGCACCGGCGCAGCGGGGCUGGAGGGGGUUCAGCGCCGGGGCCGCCUGCGGCAGCUGCUGGCAGAGAUCCGCUUCCUGGGCCUCAACUACAAGUACGUGGUGCCGUUUCUGCUCAAUCAAGGUGGAUCUCUCCUCUUCUACCUCACCUUGGCAUCCACAGAUCUGUCCCUGGCAGUGCCGCUCUGUAACUCCCUGGCGCUGAUCGUCACGCUGGUGACUGGGAGGAUUCUGGGAGAGGAUGUUGGUGGUAAAAGGGCUGUGGCAGGAAUGCUGCUCACCGUCCUCGGGGUCACGCUCUGCGUUGCUGGUUCGUGAAGGAGAUGUGAUGAGAAACAGAGGAAGAGAACGUAUUCACAGGUAACCGCCGCAGCCCACGGGGGAAUUCUGGCCCAGCAGCAGACGCUUUGGCCCAGCUGUUCUUAGGAAGCUGCAUUUUGACACAUGGAUAUCCAGCAGCCUGUGUUCCCUGAGCGCUGGGGCUAACGAGGCCUGUUGUGAGGACACCCGAUUUAAUGUGUUAAGGGAUUUUUCCAUCCGCGGACGUUUCGAGGCAAGGAUGACUGAAUUGUCUUGUUCAGCACUGGAGGGAUAAUAAGUGGUUAAUAAAUGGUUCAAAAGGGA
Molecule: messenger RNA, 708 nt
Organism: Columba livia (rock pigeon)
Lineage: Eukaryota; Metazoa; Chordata; Aves; Columbiformes; Columbidae
Gene: TMEM234
Product: transmembrane protein 234
Exons: 5
Coding region: 16-402 (128 amino acids)
Source: RefSeq, a predicted model, not a curated record